This is a messenger RNA of Aspergillus mulundensis, 540 nucleotides long. RefSeq lists its product as uncharacterized. The record is from RefSeq and is a predicted model, not a curated record. NCBI's taxonomy places the organism in Eukaryota, Fungi, Ascomycota, Eurotiomycetes, Eurotiales, Aspergillaceae. Bases 1 to 540 code for a protein of 179 amino acids. The transcript has a single exon.
AUGCCACGUUUCCACCACAAAAGACGCCACUCCUGGCCCUACUGCGGUUCGAGUACGCAGCUGAAAGAACGUAACCUGCCUGCUAUCACCGUGACGGGGCCUGACAAUGAAUUCGAAGGCCAGUUCCUGACUCCGAUCGAGGCCGAUGAGCUGUUUGAGGAUGACGCCGCGUCUGCUGGGAUCGUUCGCACUCAGUCGUCACGGUCACACCGACUUUGGCACCAUUCGAAAGACAAAACGGAGGCCUAUAAAACCAACGCUGGCACUGUCUCGCUGCGUAAGAUGAUGCAGCCACCGCUCGACAGAGCACGAUCGCUCUUCGUUUUGCCAUCAACGAUGUCCGCGAAAGAGAUGGCGCUCCUGCCUUACUGGGUCCAUCGACUCUCGGCGCAUCCCAUAGCCGCCAAAGAGAGAAAAAUGCCACAAGCUGAGACGCGAGGCCGCCUGAUGGUUGAGAAGAACCAUAGGCGCUGCCACUCAGAGCGACCGCGCUCCUGGAAGCAGCCGAGUGAGGAUUUGUGGACUCUGCUGGAGGAAUGA